Boleophthalmus pectinirostris (great blue-spotted mudskipper) is the source of this 4405-nucleotide messenger RNA. RefSeq names its product XK related 7a (gene xkr7a). Lineage: Eukaryota; Metazoa; Chordata; Actinopteri; Gobiiformes; Gobiidae. Gene Ontology annotation, biological process: apoptotic process involved in development; phosphatidylserine exposure on apoptotic cell surface; engulfment of apoptotic cell. Gene Ontology annotation, cellular component: plasma membrane. The coding region runs from base 258 to 2081 and encodes 607 amino acids. The record is from RefSeq and is a predicted model, not a curated record. The transcript is spliced from 3 exons.
AUAGUGUUUUCUAUCAAAUCACACUACUAUUAAGUUAAUAUAUAAUGGAUAGGAAAAUAGCGGUUCCAGAUGUGAUGAAUGCGCCUGUUUCAGCAGCACACCAUUCAAGACUCCAUAACAGUUCUUGUGCGUCAAUAGGAACAGGCCUUGAUAAUGCUAAAUGUGCUCUCAGAUAUUCCCGAAUGGUGCUUUUAGAACCGUGAGAAAGCAUGUUUUCCGCUAUUUGCGCUCCCUGUGCUCAUUAUAGCGGCUGAUUGAUGCGCAGUGUUGAGUGGCAUCUCUCGCAUCCACAGCCCCCUCCUCCUCUUCCUCUUCCCUCCUCCCUCCUCACAUCAUGCUCAGGCGAGGGCUCGGCUACAGACCGACGGGCUGCGCGACCCCCCUCCCCCCUUCCAUCAUUUUCCCAUCUCUUACUCACUCUCUUCCCUACAACAAACAUGGCCGCGAAAUCUGAUGGUGCACCCGUCUCUGUACGAAACGAGCACCCAGCAGAGUGCCCUCCCAGGUCGGAUGUGCGGCCUCUCCCGCAGCGCCCCGCCGAACAGCGCUACUCUCUGGCGGACUUCUGCUGGACCCUGUGCGCCCUUUUGGUCUUCUUCUCGGACGGGGCCUCAGACCUGUGGCUGACCGCGGACUACUUCCUUCGGAGGGACUACUGGUUCUUUACAGUGACUCUGAUCUUUAUCAUUGUCCCGUCCCUGGUUGUGCAGGUGCUCAGCUUUCGAUGGGUCGCCUACGAUUUCGUGGAGGGCGGCACUGCUGCUGCGGUGGUCGCCGCAUCGGGAGCGGAGGAGAGCGGCCCCAGCCCCAAGGACAGCGGCGAGCCCGGCCCGAGCACCGGGGGUGGAGCCCCGGGCUGCUGCAGUGUGUGCAUGUGGCUGUUCCAGGGCAUCAUCCACGUCUUUCAGCUGGCGCAGGUCUGGAGGUACGUCCAUGCCUUAUACCUGGGGGUGCAGAGCCGCUGGCACACAGACCCAGAGCGCAGACACUACUUCUGGAGGAUGAUGUUUGAGAGUGCGGACAUCAGUAUGCUCCGUCUGCUUGAGUCCUUCCUCAAGAGCGCCCCCCAGCUGGUACUGCAGCUCAGCAUCAUGAUCUACGCCAACCAGGUGUUGCCCCUCCAAGGUCUAUCUGCCACUGCCUCACUCAUUUCCCUCUCCUGGAUGAUCGCGUCAUAUCAGAAAGUCCUCCGUGACAGCCGCGAUGACAAACUCUCCAUGUCCUACAAAUCUGUGCUGGUGCAGAUCCUGUGGCACCUGUUCACUAUCGGGGCACGCACUCUGGCCUUCGCCCUCUUUGCCUCCGUGUUCCAGCUCUACUUCGGCAUCUUCAUCUUCGUGCACUGGUGCAUCAUGACAUUUUGGAUCAUUCAAGGCGAGACUGACUUCUGUAUGUCCAAAUGGGAGGAGAUCAUCUACAACAUGAUGAUGGGAAUCGUGUAUAUCUUCUGCUGGUUUAGUGUGAGAGAGGGGCGCACUCGCUGUCGUCUGCUUAUCUACAGUUUAACCGUCUUUGUAGAAAACGUGGCUCUUACUACGGCUUGGUACUUGCAUCGCGGUUUGAGAAUGUCUGACUUCUACGCUGUUGUUUUGGUGUGCGUGGUUGCCAGUAGUUAUGCUUUGGGCACAUUUUUCAUGUUUGUCUAUUACUAUCUGCUACACCCCGAUGGACCAGUGUCUAGUUGGACUUAUAUUGUAGAAAAAGAGGACAUUCCCGUGGAGAUUUUAGCUUCUCCCGCUUCCAGCCACCCCCCUGAUGUUGUAAGCAGCCCACCUAGGACCCUGCAACGGACUAAAGCCACGGAGCAGGGCUGUGGUAUAGAUGGAGAUGUGUUUCAAGUCAGAGCUCUCCGUGGAACUCUGGUACCUCCACAGCAACAGUUAUCUCCAAGGACAGAAGGCCCAGUUAUUCGGAUAGACCUACCCAGAAAAAAGUACCCUGCCUGGGAUGCACACUACAUCGAUCGGAGGCUGCGGAAAACCAUCUUGGUUCUUGAAAGCGCUGCUCCGGUCACGCCCAAAAUACAGUACCGCUGCCUGGGUACGCCAAAAGAAGUGAUGGAGUAUGAAACAACAGUGUGAAUGCUGUAGACUUAUAUUACAGGCUUAUGUGUAAAAUGCCCUGUCCCAAAAUGGCAGGAGGAGGACUCUGCUCCGGGCCCACAAAGUCUGGAACAGACCAGAUUGGACCGACCUGGACCACAGAUGAAUAGUGGCCCAAUGGAGCAGGAAGCAGCAAGUGUCUUUAUUUGUGAUGCUGGUGCAAACUGCAUUUUUACGUUUCUGUUUAAGUUCUCAGGUCAAGUGUUGUUCAAUAGGUUGCGUUCAUGACUGGAAUUUUAUGUCAUAAUUUCAGAUGAAUGACAAGGGUCUAUUAACGCGAUGGGCGAUUCACUGUUUGAAAAAAAAAAAAUCACCUUAGUUAAUUUUUGCUGACAGAAAAUGCUGAACUUUGUGUCAGUUUUUGUUUCAUGUGAAUAAACCCUUUAAUUGCAUAGAUAUAAAACAGAACAAAACAACUGCAUUUUUGAGUUAAAGGUGAACUAUAUAACUUCUGUUUCCAUGGAGACGUUUUGCAUUGACAGGAAUGUUCCACAGUAUGGCACUACACCUAUCUGUGAUACAUCAAUUUAAAUCACAGGGAUUUUUAUUCAUUUAAAACAAAACAUUAAAAACAUUCUUCAUAGAUCUCACCUGUAACUUAGCUGGAUAGCGUCGCCUUUUCACCUCCUUUGAGUUUAAUGCCAUACUGUGGAACAUUUCAGAUAAAGCAAUAACAUCUCCAUGGGCACAAGUAGGUGGUUAAACAGCAAAUUCCCUAACAAUUCUUACCUUUCCAGCUCAGUUUGAAAAUAUGGACAGAUUUUAAUGUUAUGACAUCCAUGAACCCAACCUAUAAGAAAGAGCAAAUCUUUUUUCUGUGAAGGAAAGAGCACAGGUGGCAGUGUGGACUAUCAAGCAGAAAGUUCUCCAAAUGAAGGCGUUAGAGCAUCAAGUGUUUAGACUAACACAGACAGGCCUUCGUCAUGCAUGACUAUUUAUGGCAGCUACAACUUAUAAAAAGCCGUAGAGGGUGUGCAAAAAUGGGAACCUUACUGUAUUUUUCAAUGCAAUCUACAGUGAUUACAGCACAAAUAGUGGACAUUGUUUUCCCAUAACUACCCACUCAUGAUUAAAGGUGCACUGUGUAUCUUCUUGUGGAGGGUACGCCACCUGCUUGCCACCAUGGAAAUGUUACUGCGUUGGCCAGAAUGUCCCUGAAACAAGCAAGUGGCAUUUAUAGUUCAGUACUGUGGAGAGGUGAAGAGACUCAUAGAAAGAAAACACCUAUACUGCAGUAAAUUUAAUUUAUUUUAUUUAAUGCCAUACUGUGGAACCAAGCAAAGCAAUAACAUCUCCAUGGAGAGAAGCAGGCACAUACACCCCCCAGAAAAAUUACACAGUGCAGCUUUAUAAAGCCUCUGAAAAGGUUGCUUCAAAAGUGAAAGGGAAAUUCAGAAAUGAUUUUUGAGUUGAAUGUAAAAAAAAUGUUUGAAAUGUGAUUCUUGCUGAAAGGUUUUGAGCAUCAUCAUGCUGUCAUUGGGGUAGCUUACAUUCUUGUGGUAUGAUCUGUUUUGUGAAGAAAAGAGAUUUGUGUGUUUUUAUGAGCUGUGUUUGGGCCACUAUCAUUUUUAUAUUAGGAGGAGACACCUUUAUUCAAACGUGUACUGCUUGUAUUGAACAGCAUCACAGUUCUUUUGGCCAUAAUCACUCAGUGGUGUUUCCAUUGUGCACAUAAAAGGCAAAGGGGCACUUAUUUAACUCUGUGUAAAUGAAACUAUUCAACAGAGAGAACACAGAAGGACAGCACUGUCUGUAAUGUACUGUAUCUGUCUGAUAAAAUGUAAAAUAUAUUUCAGACUCCCAUGAGUAGGUUUGGUAUUAUGACACAGGGCCAUGAUGCUGUGUUCAACAUUGUUUUCAAUAGAAUAGCCACAAAGAUAUUGCGUGUGUGGGUUCACAUACCAGCAUGUGUAUGGUGUAUGUGGAGGAGUAAUCCUGUGCAUAUAAAACAAAAUGUUUCAUUUGCAGAUUCAGUUGAGAAAAAGACUUGGUAUAGACAUAGCACAGUCAUCUUUCCAUUGCAGUAAAAUAAACCUUUAGGCUCAUCUGGUGCUAACUGUUUGAGAUGACAAAGUGGUAACACCUUAAAUAUGUGGAGAGCUGUACCUCAAACACAAAGACAGGAGAUAUCAAAGCCUUAAACUGGUCACACCAGACUGUGCUGUUCAGAGCAUCAAGGUGACAACUAUAUGAGUCUGUUUUCUGAAUAAAGACCAAUGUGUUUACUGGACUGGAGUUUUCUUUCUUUGAGAUGAAGUCCCUCAUCUCUUGUGGAUUAGCAGUAUUAAUCCAGGCCUCUACAC